UGCCAGCUCUCGAAUCCCUCAGACUGUACUGAGUUGGAGGUAAUUUGAGUCUUAGGGAUUUCUGGCCAAUGAUCGCAGUCUACGGAUGAGGAGGAAAGAGGCUUAACGUGAGGUCUCUUCUAGCUCACUGGGGACCAGGAGGGAAGGACUUCAUUUGUCUAGUGCUGGAAGGAAGGCUGUGGAAGGAAGGCUGUGACCCUCUCGCGCCUUCUUCUUGUCUGUGGCCCAGUGGAGUCGGAGCAUCACGCGGCAAGUGGGCCGUGCGCUGCUGGGACUGCUGGUGGUGGCUGCUUGGGGCGCUCGCUCGCUAGCUGGCUCUCUGAAGCUCGGGAGACAAACCUCGUGCAGCACCAGCCGCAGCGACAGCCUCGGCGCACGGCCAUCGCCCUUCAGGACACAGCAUGACCAGCCAGCCGGGAGCAGCCGAGGCCGUUUCCUGCCAGGACUGUAACUAUGAAUGCUCUACAGGAUGUACUGGGAGAGGAGAUUUAAAGCAAAUGUCUAAGUCUUUUAAGGCUAAAGAUCUAAUCAUUACACCAGCCACCAUUUUAAAAGAAAAACCAGACCCAAAUAAUCUUGUAUUUGGGACUGUUUUCACGGAUCACAUGUUGAUAAUAGAAUGGUCUUUGAACUUUGGAUGGGAAAAGCCUCAAAUUAAGCCGCUUGAGAACCUGUCAUUGCAUCCUGGCUCAUCAGCCCUUCACUAUGCAGUGGAAUUAUUUGAAGGAAUGAAGGCAUACCGAGGAGUGGAUGAAAAAAUCCGUCUAUUUCGACCAGACCUCAACAUGGACAGGAUGCUUCGAUCUGCCGCAAGGGUAACUUUGCCUGAAUUUGACAAGAAAGAACUUUUAAAGUGUAUACAAGAACUCGUGAGAUUAGAUCAGGAAUGGGUUCCAUACUCAACAUCAGCCAGCCUCUAUGUGCGCCCUACCCUUAUUGGAACUGAGCCUUCUCUUGGAGUAAAGAAGCCAACAAAAGCUCUACUUUUUGUAAUUCUGAGUCCUGUGGGACCUUAUUUUUCAAGUGGAACCUUUAAUCCAGUAUCUCUGUGGGCCAAUCCGAAGUAUGUAAGAUCCUGGAAGGGUGGAACUGGGGACAACAAAAUAGGAGGCAAUUAUGGUGCCUCCAUUUUUGCCCAAAAUGAAGCAUUGCAACAAGGAUGUCAACAAGUUCUUUGGCUCUAUGGAGAAGAUCAUCAGAUAACUGAAGUGGGAACCAUGAACCUUUUCCUAUAUUGGAUAAAUGAAGAUGGCGAGGAUGAACUAGCAACUCCACCACUAGAUGGUAUCAUUCUUCCAGGAGUGACAAGGCAAAGUAUACUGGAUCUGGCAAGGAAAUGGGAUGAAUUUAAAGUGACUGAGAGAUAUCUUACUAUGAAUGACCUAAUAAUUGGCCUAAAAGAAAACAGAGUAAAAGAGAUGUUUGGCUGUGGUACAGCUUGUAUUGUUUGUCCAGUUUCUGAUGUACUUUACAAGGGUGAGAAUAUUCAUGUUCCAACUAUGGAAAAUGGUCCUAAGCUUGCCACCCGUAUUUUAAAUCAACUUACUGACAUACAGUAUGGAAGAGAACCAAGCGACUGGACAAUCUUGGUGUCUUGAAUGAAAACACAGGCGAUAUUAUCUGUAUGUUACUGGGGCAAGCCAUUGUGUUUGAAUUGUGAUAGAUUUGUUUGGCUGCCAAUUUAUAGUUGUAUGUAAUGUAUUAUCGUUGUGUUCCUAGGGGUGAUUGCCUCCACAUGCCAGAGAAUAGAAAUAACAAUCAUGUUACUUUCUUCAGUAAGCUUGCCUUGUUAUAGUAAGUAGCUAAGAUGUAAGCCAUAUAAUAUAGAGUUUUCCUCACAACUUUUAGUGCCUCCUCUAGUGGCCUUCUCUGUACUCAUGAUUUAGAAGAAAAUAUACUCUUCCUCCUUUGCCCCUUAAGUAUUUUCCCCUUCCUCCCUUUUAUUUACCAAAUGAGACUUGAAUGACUAAAAGCUGAUUCAGAUGAUUUUUAUCAUUUAUGCUUCCUAAAGAUGUUAACAUCAGUAGGAUGCUCUUUUCCUCUGUGGUUAUCAUUUUUCUCUGUUUUUCUUUGAAAUAUUGGAAAAGCUGGAUUUGCUCUCUGCUCUUACACUUGGGUUUCACAGUGAAUUCCCCACUGCCAAAAACAUUUUGCUUUACUCUUCUCUUCUAUACCAUAGAAAUAUUGCCACAGUGGAUAAUGAUCCCUAUGCUAAAUUCUGGAUCUAAAGUGUCAUUAAUAGCCUUCUGUUAGAACCUUAUGUUUUUUUUUUUUUUUCUUUUAUUGCAUAUUCACAGGGGGUGUUCUCCAGGGAGGUUUCAGUUUGCAAAGCUCCUUGUCAUUGUACCUGAAGCUUCAAGGGGUUUUCCUCAAUAUCUCAGCUAAUAAUCUGCACUUUAGUUCAUUUUAUUACUCACUCUUUCUCUCCUUUUCUAAUAUAUUUAACCUUCACAUGCCAGCACUUAGAUAUAGAGCACUUAUUUUGUAACUAAAAGACAUUGUAAUUUUUUUUUUUGAACUUCUAAAUUUCUCUGUACGGUAUUAGAUACAUAAGGAGCUUCCUUUGAAGUUCCUUAGACCUCUUGGGGAAUGUACUCUUCCUCCGUUUUAAAGAUUCCUUCAAACUUCAUAGCGGCCUGUACUAUUCUCUAAUCACUAAAACAAUUAUAUAAUUUUAUUGAAGAAUUGAAUUAUCAAUGACAACUGUGAAAGAGAGCUUUGGGUUUACAUUUUUUUUUUCAAAUAAAUUGUAAGCACAGAACAGAAUUCAAUUUCAUAAAGGUAUGACUGUACUUCUUACUAUAUUUAAUUGAAAAUGUUUGUCAUUUGGUGUUGAUUCUUGUAGUUAGUAUAUUUAUCUCACAUUGUUUUUAUUUCCCAUGGUCUGCUGCAUCACCAGCCUGGAGAGAUACCCAAAGAAACACACAUGACAAGAUAGAAGAAUUAUUCUGAUACUGACUUGUGCCUUGAAAUGAGAGACAGAAUUAGAAGAAAUACUCAUGAAUUUCUAGUGAAAGAAAUAAUAGUGAAUUGUAUGAUAUUUCUCUAUUUUAAUUUUUUCAGCUGUAAUAAGAUGGAAAGGUCUGCUCUGAUUUAAUAGCUAUUCUUUGCUACAAAGUAGAGGCUAUAGAUAGAGCAUAUGCAUUUUUAUGGGGGGGGGAUUCUGGAAUGAAGAAGAUAAUGAAAAUGUUCUUUAUAGGGUUUUUUGAUGUGUUAUUAUCCUGCAGACCUUGUUUCUGAGAAAUAUAAGAUUAUCCUUCCCACAUUUAAUUGUGUCUCUUAAUAUUUAAAAGAUUUUAUUUUUCUCUUAGUAAAUCUUUUAACUUCAGAAAUGAUAACCUAGAAAAUACUGGAAUCAGAGUUGUAGACUUUUCAAAAAAAAAAACAUUUUGGCAACUAUAUUUGUAUAACUGGUUCCCAUUGACAUCCUUUGUGCUUUAUUUUAUGUAUUUAAAAAAAAACACAAUAGAUCUAUAAGCUUUAUCAGAUUGCCAAAAAGAGUCCAUUACACAAAAAUACUUCUGCUCCACAGGGAAAAAAAAAAGGAGCUGCUUUUGUUAGUCCUUCAAAAUACCAUCUUUUAAUUUAGUUUUGAAAUUGUCUGUGUGGUUUCCAUGAUCACUAUUUGGGCCAUCUCAGGCAUUUUCUGAUAUACUUAGUCCUUCAGUAUAUAACUCACAUUUAUACAGUGCUUUGAAGUCUACAAAGCACUUUCCUCACCAAAAAAUAUUAUGAAGUAGAUAAAUCAAGUGUUUUAAUUCCCAUUUUACAGAUGAGAGAGGUUCAGUGAUUCUGUUCCUAGUCCCCCACUAAUAAAUAUCUGAAGCAGGAAAUGAAUAUUUUUCAGAUCACUUGAUUGUAAGAUCAGUGCCCUAUCCAUAAAAUCUGGAUGUGUCUCAGUUUAUGAAGAGAAUGUCAAGGGGAGAACAUAUUAGGAUGCACAAUCUUGUCUACUAUUUUAAUUAGAACUAACUAUGCUACUAACUUGUUAAAUGAAUUGGGAAAGAACAUCUGCACAUCUUUUUUCUCUGUGUCCUAUUUGUUUAAUUGUGGUGGAUUAAUAUAGCAAUAGUAACACAUUAUAACUAGGCAAUUAUCUAUUUUUCAAUAGUUAGUUAUAGUAACACUAAUUGAUCAUUUAAGACAUAAAAUAAUCUAACAUUAGGAACAUGUGAGCCUAAUUUCCUCAAAGAAGAUCAACAAAUUAAUACUGUUGCUGAUAUUUGCAUAAUUGACUGCAAUUAUUUAAUGUUUAAUUGGGUUGAUCAAAUGAGAUUCAGGAACUCACAUGAGCAUGCAUAUAAACAGAACUGAUGUUACUUAAAGUGAUAAUGAUUAAUAGUUAUUUUGCAUUUUCCUUUUUCCUUUCCUUUAUUGAGUUAUUACUUCCAGACCAAAUCUAUUCUCCAGAUUUUUAUACAUCAGUAGAAAUCAAGAUUUUAAAAAUGAUAUAUUUCAUUUCAUGUGAUUUCAGACAUCUACCAAAAUUGAAAUGUUGCUUAAAUUGUACUUAUAACUCCCAUCUGGCAUCAGACAUUUUCUUUGUCAGAUUCAUUUUUAAAGAGUGCAAAAUCAGAGAAUGAAAAAUUAGAUCAGCACAUCUGAUACAAUAGAGAAUUGACUUAUCUGAAAGAAUAAAUGAAAAUUAACAAUUUCAGCUUUCUUUCUUUUUUUUCAUAGCUUUUUAUUUACAAGUUAUAUGUAUGGGUAAUUUUACAACACUGACAAUUGCCAAACUUUUUGUUCCAAUUUUUUCCCUCUUUCCCCCCACCCCCUCCCCUAGAUGGCAGGAUGACCAGUAGAUAUUAUAUUAGAGUAUAAAUUAGAUACACAAUAAGUAUACAUGACCAAACUGUUAUUUUGCUGUACAAAAAGAAUCAGACUUUGAAAUAUUGUACAAUUAGCCUGUGAAGGAAAUCCAAAAUGCAGGCAGGCAAAAAUAUCAGGAUUGGGAAUUCAAUGUAAUGGUUCUUAGAGAUCUCCCAGAGUUCUUUCGCUGGGCGUAGCUAGUUCAGUUCAUUACUGCUCUAUUGGGAACUGAUUUGGUUCAUCUCAUUGCUGAAGAUGGCCAGGUUCAUCAGAAUUGAUCAUCAUAUAGUAACAAUUUCAGCUUUCAAAACUAGCUAGAUAACUUAAAUGAUAAAGUGAGUCAUUAUAUGCCUAACCUAGGAACUCUGGCAAAGAAUCUUUUAUUUAAACCUUGUAGGGAGUAGUCUCUGGAUUGGGAGUGAGGAUAAGCAGAUUCUAAUCUCUACUCUUCUACUAACCAGCUUUUUAUAUUCAAUAAAUCAGUGUACCUUCCUGGACAUCCAUAUCAUCAGAAAAAUUCAGACUAGAUAUACUAUGGUGACACUUCCAGCUUUAACAUCCAAAAGUUCUGUCUCUCUAGGAAGUACACCUUUGUUAAAGGCAAUUUAUUUCAUUUCCUUGAUAGGAAAGAUUUUGGGGUUUUUUUUUUUUUCUUAGCUCUUCAAGGGCAUGGUAUGAAUAUGGCAGGUACUUAAAAAACUUAUUGAGUUGAAUUAUAGAAGAGGAGAUAUAUAUUCAUGCAUUACAGGAGGAAAGAAAACAAUCUAAUAACUGAUAAUAUCAAGCUUGUGAAGAAAGGCAGUUUUACCAUUUUUAGGAAAGCAAGAAAUAAUCCAGUGAUAGAACUGUGUUAAUUUGAUGGCUUACUUAAUUUUAGUAUUUAAAAAUAAUUUUUCCAUUGGCCCAUGGAGAUAGAACCAUCUUGGGUCAUUUUGGGGUAGAUUUUAUUAAAGGACUUUGGUUUUAAAUAUAAGACCCUAUGGCAGGGAGGUAGAAGCCCCAUAAUAGCCAUUCUAAAAUUAUUUAUGUCUUCUCUCUCUCACUGAGCAUGUUAAAAUUGUAUUCCUUUUCCUUAAACAAUUUUUCUUUAUCCCUGAAAACAGGUCAUAAUUGUACCUUGUAUCUAAGGGAAAGUGUAUAACCAGAAAACAAAUCCCAUUUGUCUUUAACAGAGAAAUUUUUUGAGUUCACAUUUGUUGUUCAUGCAACAAGUCAUCCAGGCUUUCUUUGAUUCAAACUCUUCUGUAUGAAAAUGAAGCAGUCCAUUUUGGUAGCUGUUAUGGAAGCAUUACCAGUGGUCCUUUAUAGCAUUUCAUAUCCAUGAAAUAUAAUCUGUGGAUUCUUUCAUAAAAUGAUUAUUUCUUAUUUUUUAAAUAUCUAAGCUCUAAAUGAACUAUUACUUAUACCUAGCAAUUAGUCUUUGUGGACACCUUAUUCAAAUAGGUUGGUUGGGAUAAGAAUUGCCACAAGCAAUUUUUUAUUCAUCUGAUUCCCUUUUAAAAAGUCCCAUUUGAUUGGCAGCAUGCUAAGAAUAUUGCUGUUUUAGAUUGUCUUCUUGAUUGCAAUCAUGAUAAUACAUUUGGUUAACAGUUGCUCAGUGAUUUAAAAGUUGCAUGAAAAUGUACAUCUAGAUGUUGUGGAACUGAAUUCAGAACAUAGUUAUUGUCUUCAAGGAGUUUACAAUCUAGAAGUACAGGAUGGAUAGUAUUUGACACAUUUAAACAAAAAGGAGAAUAAGUUAGUAGAAAAAAAUAUUGGGGGAAAAAGCAUACUGAAUAUUUUAAUCUAUCCUUUUCAAUGAAAACUGCUUGUUUUCUAUUUCUUCUUUUAAUUCUUGUAGGGAAUUCUCUACUUAGCACUCAGCCACUGAACAUGGCAUAAGAUAUGUCAUUUCCUAAUUAACUAAUGCUAUGUUGAUGUAGCUAUUCUGGGUUAUACUAAAUUGAUGCGACAUUUUUUAUAAGAAAGCUCAAAUAAUAGUAUUCCCACUGUACUUCUUAAUCCUUAAGAAAGCGAAGUCCAAAAUUCCUGUGCAAAAUAUUAUCUGAAGGGGCAAUCUAGGUGGCACAGUGGACAGAGCCCCAACCCUGAAAUAAGGUCAACUCAAGCUCAAAUUCAGCCCCAGACUGUGUGACUGGGCAAGUUCAAUUGUUCCACCAAAUCCCAAUUGCCUUACCAAAUUUUUUUUUUUAAUUCUAAAAAACAAACAAACAAACAAAAACAACAACAACAACAACAAAAAACCAACCUAAAACAUUAUCUGAAAAUGAGAUUCACUGGAGACUAUUAUGGAAUGAGCUAGUUUAACAUAUUAGAUCAUAUAUUAAGUUACUUAGGAAAUGACAUGCGGAAGAUUAAUUUUAAGCCAAGUCUGUGAAAAUUUCUUUCCUGAAUACCAGUUCUUCAAAGUAUUGUAAGUUUAUGUCCUUUUUUGUUGUUGCCAAAAGAUACUCUUUUUAAAAAUCCUUAUUCACUAUCAAGGAAGUUUUAGUAUUUUUUAUUUUCUUCAAUAUACUUAAAAGUACACACUUCAACAAAAUAUUUAUCAGAUUUUUCCUAUAUUUAUUUUUUAAAAAAUGCAACAGACCAGGACUCAAGAAAUCUUAAUAUUAAUCUGGAAUAAUUUCCUAUGACUAGGUAUACUUAUAUAUUUGCUUCUAAAAAUACAAAAUCUUUGAGACUCAGUCUUUGAGAAUUUUUUUUGCUGGUCAAAUCAUGUUAUUAAAUCUUAUUUCUUUUUGCCUGUAUAAUUUCUUGUACUAGAAUCUCCAUUGUUAACAGGACUUGACAGUUGAAUAGUUUGCCACACAUUUUAACAUCAUCACCAAACUCUUAUUUGCAAAAUAAUGUGCAGAUUCUGAGUCACCAAGUAUAAUGCUGGGGCAAAUUAAAUCGUCAUUUUGUUCAUUAACUGGUAAUAAGAUCUAAUUAAUUAUUCACAUCCAAGGUUACAUUGAGUGAGUGAUUUCUUAACGUUUAUACAGAAUGAAGAUGUAGAAAAGAAAUUCAGAAGCAGAACAAGAGUGAUAAUGAAAGAGAAAGGGAUGUGAUUCUAGAAAGAUCACAAAUAUUUCAUUCUUCUUCCAUACUUCCAAAGAAAGAUCAUUUCUCUUUCCCUGCAGAAUGCUUAUAGUCUGCUUGUCUUUUUAACCUUGGCUUCUAUGCUAAGGCUAAUUGUAGGUGCCAAAUAGAAAUAGUGCCAGUUAUUAUGUAUCUUCAAGAAAGUCGUUUUAAGUUUUUUCUAGAAUUAGGCUGAGCUCACAGACAUAUUUUGUGAUAGGAGCUGUGGGCAAUUUUGUCUGUUAUUCCCUAUGAGUAGUGCAAAGCUGAGCAUAGACAAGACAGUUAAUAAGUGCUUACUGAAUUGAAUUAAAUUAUUAGGAUAAUAGAAACUACUUUGGACAACUAAAGAGCUGACAUGGAGUUAAUCCUAGAGAUUUGAAAAUCCAGUGUCUUUUUAUAAAAUUCUUGUAUGUACUAUCAAUUUAUGAGCAAUCUUUUUCCUUUCCAGUUUUUUUUUUUAAUGAUAAAUUUUCUUGGUCAGAGGAAAGCUAUAAGGAACAAAAAUCAAAUUAUUUAUUGCAGAUUUUCUUAUCUGUUUCUUAGACUGAAGGAUUACUUUGAAUGCUCCAGGAAUUAGAUGAAUAUUGUAGUUUCAAUUUUAACUGUGAAAUUAAAUAUUUGGCUGUAUUUUUCCCCAGCCAGUUAUCAAAAUGUACAUAACAAUAAACAGUAAGUUUAGGAUGAAUGCAAGAAAUGACUUAAAAUAAUACUUCACUGAUAAAUUUCCAAGAUUUUAGGAAAUGCUGUUAGACCAGAUCUUGGAAAAUAAGUUGAUCAUUGUAAAGAGGUGCUCCCAGUGAAAUGAAAGAAUUGAUUCAACUAUAAAUAGAUAUAUCACAUUUAUACCAUAGUCUUUAUCUAGAAUUUGAAAUAUAUGUACUUAUUCAAUAAUGAAAACUUGACAAAAGAGAACUAGAUUAGAGUGAUUAUGUCUUAUCCCUGAUUUUAUAUAAGUUUAGGAAUAUUGAAAAAGUAGCUAAAAAUGUAGACUUUUUGAAUCUUAUUUUCUUUCAUCUGAGUAUGAUUAUAGCUGCCACUGGGGUGAUAAAACCUAGCCACUAGAGUCUUAAAUUUCCUAGUUUAUGAGGUGGUUAGUUCUGUACCAGUUUGUGAAAUCCUCUUUAAGUAAGAAAAAUUGGUCAUUCAAUAGAUAGAAAGAAAUAUUCUAGAAGGCUUAUGUUUUCAUAAAUGUUUGAGCUGAUGUUAUGUUACAAAGAUUCAGACACACUAAAAGCAUCAUAAUAACAGCUGUAAGGAAAAUAUAGUGGGUAAAGUAAAGGAAACUCUACCUCAUUCUUCUUUAAAGAUUUUGUAGAAGCACAAUUAAAUUCUCAUAAUGGCUUUGUUACACACGAACCAUCUGGUAUGAACAAACACUUUAUAUUUGUAUGUCUAAAGAACCUGUAAUAAUUGUAUUUUGCUGGCAAUAGAUACAUUCUUUAUUGUUUGCAUUUUCCUCAUCCAAUCUAUAAUUACAUAGUAUUUCUCUCUUCAAUAAAACAAUUUAAUGGACA
Molecule: messenger RNA, 9386 nt
Organism: Antechinus flavipes (yellow-footed antechinus)
Lineage: Eukaryota; Metazoa; Chordata; Mammalia; Dasyuromorphia; Dasyuridae
Gene: BCAT1
Product: branched chain amino acid transaminase 1
Exons: 11
Coding region: 402-1598 (398 amino acids)
Biological process (GO): L-leucine biosynthetic process; L-valine biosynthetic process
Cellular component (GO): mitochondrion
Molecular function (GO): branched-chain-amino-acid:2-oxoglutarate transaminase activity
Source: RefSeq, a predicted model, not a curated record